AUAAUCAGAUUGAUGAUGACAACGAUGAACAGUCCCAAGUUGGAAGUGCAGUGGUCCCCAGUGCAUCACAACAAAUUUAUAACAUGGGGAACUGAGAUUUGUCUGUAUGAAGUUGGACAGAUCAAAGAUAUCGUUCGAUCGUCAUGCAAACGAAUUUCUGAAAAAACAGUGGCUCAUCAGCUGGCGACAAAUUCGAGUCAUCCUUACGUGCGGUGUGUGGAUAUAUAUCCUCAACCAGAGCCGGAUAUUCUCUUAGCAGUUGGUCUUGCCAACGGUAAAGUAGUCCUGACGACCUUCGGACCAACAGCCUUCGACGCCCUAGGCCUCACAGGAAAAGAGUUGCCCCCAAAACACGCACGCCAGUGCAACGCCGUCUCCUGGAACCCCUCGGACCCAAACCUACUGCUCUGUGGUCUUGACAAAUACCGAACGGAUCACUCAAUCCUCCUGUGGGACGUCGUCAGAAGCCAGAACAUCACGUCAUCAGGUCUUGACCGUCAGUCUCUCCACCACCACACAACAGUCAGUCAAUCCGAGCACAACACCACCCUGAAACCCCUAGCCGAGGCCGGUGUCUCCGAGACAACCCACUCCCUCAGUUGGUUCCCCAAUGACUCCAGAUGCUGUGUCGCUGGUGUAAACAAUAAACAACUCAAGAUAAUCGACUUCAGGGACUCAAUUCGAGUCGUUAACACAACCCCAACAAAAUCAGUCUACAGUGUAGCAGUUAAUCCCCACAAUUGCUACCACCUGGUCUCCCACGUGGAGAAUCAAAUAACAAUCUGGGAUACGAGAUACUUCGAGAAACCAGUGCUCACACUUCCCCAGAGUAGAGGUGUCAUUAAAGUCCUCUGGUGUCCAACACGUCACAACCUCCUGGGGACAAUCCAGAAGGACUCAAAUGCCCUCUACCUCCAUGACAUUCAGCACUGUGGGAGCAGUGUCCCAGGGAAUGCCGACGCAGAGACCAAUGGAAUGGGAUCGAGUGGAGGUGGAAAUGUCGGAGUCAACAGCGAGGAGACAGAACCUGGGGCACUGGAGAGGACAGUAAUACCUCCCUGGAGCUCGUAUCCCACGAGCUUCUCCUGGCAUCCCAGUCAUGUCAACAGACUUCUAGCGAUUUCUCAUCAGGGGGUCAUCAAUGAUUACACCGUCUACGAGAGAAUCACCAUAAAUUGGUCAACAAGGUCACAUAUCGCCUGGAAUCAUGCCUCAAAAGCUAUCAAGUAUCUCAGCAGCUCUGACAGCAUCUACAGAGGAUUCGAUGACAUCUCGAUAUUAAUAAAGAAAAGAGCUUUCACGGAUUAUGGGCUUUUGCCUGAAUUGUCACAGAAUGGAGAACUUGCGGAGAACGAUCAGCUGAAGAACCUCUGGCACUGGCUGUGUCUCAGUCGUUCUCUCGUUGAGGACGAGGUGAUUCCAUCCGGAGAUAACAAACACCCGGGGGUCAGGACUGUCAUGAAAUUGGAUGGAUCCAACAGUUUCAUUAAAUCUGAAAUUAGCAACCGACCGUGGACUGACAUCGGCUCCACCAGUCACACAGCAAAAAUUUACAAAUCCCCAGAUAGAGACAAGGCACUUCAGCUCUGUGGGUGGAGAUUUGAGGUCCAGGGUAAGGAGUCUGUCUUCGAGGAGAAGAAUAAUUUGUUUAUCGAGAGGCUUGAGAGGGAGGGGAAUUACGCCAGGGCCACAGCAAUAUCUGUUUUUAAUCUGUGCUUGAGACAGGCUAUUGAGAUUUUGAACAGGGGUUCCAGCAAGAUCACAGGCUCGACGAAUCUUAAUAUCGUGGCGAUGGCCCUGUCUGGAUUCUCUGAGGACAGAAACAGCAUGUGGAGGGAAUUGUGUCUCAAGUCCAGGGCCCAGCUUACUGAUCCUUACUUGAGAGCAACAUUUGCUUUUCUCACAGCUGAUAAUGAGGGGUACGAAGCAGUUCUUAAUGAGAGUGGAGUUGCUGUUGAGGAUCGAGUGGCUUUUGCCCUCAUGUUCCUGUCGGACUCGAAGCUCGCGGAUUACCUAAAGAAAUUGACAGCCAAACUCACGGAGGAGGGGGAUUUGGCUGGGUUUCUACUGACUGGAGCAACUCUUGAUGGAAUUAUUCUUCUCAAUCGGUAUCUCCAGAUCACUGGUGAUGUGCAGAGCUGCAGUCUCAUUGCUAUCAGGGCCCUGUCCUCCAAAUUGCUACAGGAGAAUCAGGUGCAGGUGUGGAUUGAGAGUUACAAGGGCCUGUUGGAUGCCUGGAAGAUGUGGAAUCAGAGGGCACAUUUUGAUAUUGCCAUGAGGUCCUCGACGAAUGAUAAACCACCCCAACAGGUUUAUAUCUCCUGCAAUUUCUGUGGCAAGAGUAUUUCUGCUUUUAUGCAAGGGCUCAGUCGAGCGAGGGGACCGUUCGGUAGGCUGGGGAAUACCUCGAACAAAUUGAAGAUGUCUUCGUGCCCCAGCUGCAGGAAACCACUACCUCGGUGUGCUAUUUGUCUCAUGCAUAUGGGAACUGUCAGUGGAUUUCAGGCAGCUAUUGCUGGGGUUGGGGGGAUGUCCAGUAGAAAUGAUGAGGAUGGAAAACUCACGGAAUUUGGAAAUUGGUUCACCUGGUGUCAGACGUGCAGACAUGGGGGACAUACUGAUCACAUCACCCACUGGUUUGGACAGCACACUGAAUGCCCUGUUACCUCCUGCACGUGCAGAUGCUUUUCCCUGGAUGCGUCUCAUGUAAUCGGGGGAAAUACUCUGUGAAAAGGCUCUCGAGCUAUUUGUGAUAUGCCAUUUUCUCCAAGUCCUGAGAGAGAAACGAAACGAUAUUUAUAUGGAGUUUAAUCGUGUAAAUAAAGGAAAUAAUUUAAUUAUC
Molecule: messenger RNA, 2842 nt
Organism: Fopius arisanus
Lineage: Eukaryota; Metazoa; Arthropoda; Insecta; Hymenoptera; Braconidae
Gene: mio
Product: GATOR complex protein mio
Exons: 2
Coding region: 13-2730 (905 amino acids)
Biological process (GO): cellular response to amino acid starvation; positive regulation of TORC1 signaling
Cellular component (GO): cytoplasm
Molecular function (GO): protein binding
Source: RefSeq, a predicted model, not a curated record